AUGCGUGCAGCCGCGGAAAGUGCCUCUCACGCCUCAGCAGCAGGCGAUUCGUCGCAUGUUGUCGUGAAUCCUCCACGUGGUGAGUCAUCAAGUGCGACAGGUACAUCCGUUGCGUCUGCAGCGGGUACCUCGAAUCGUAAUCCAGACGUGUCUGAGAUAGAGCUCAUCUAUUCUGGCGAGUCGGAUGCAUCAUCCGACUUGAAGGCGACUCCUCACGCCUCGGGAUCACCCGAGGCGGACGCCGCAAAAGCCAGGCUGACUGGCUCUGGCCAGGGCGGCAGCAUCAUGACAGAUAUCUUCGGAUCGAGUGAUUACUCCGAUGAGUCUCCGUCUCACGCAAGUCCAUCCAAUGAUAGGACGCGUGGAGAUGGUGGUGAUGCACCUAUGCAUCACCACGAGCGAAGCAACUCAAGGGAUAGGGGUAACACUGGUGCCAGUGCUCAUGCUGGCACCAAUCAAGAGGCCAGGGACCGGAAUGUCCUGCGCCACGCUCCUCAAGUGGAGUCUCCGUGGAUGCCGCCAUCCAGAGAGUGGACCGGUUGGACGGCACGACUACCGAACGGGAUUACAUCCCUUUGUUCGAUUGUAAAAAGAUUUGCCCUCCUGAUUCCAGCACGGAAACUAUCCGUGCUGAGGAAGAAUUCUUCACCGAUGCGUUCUCAAACAUCGAUGGUGAAACGGUAG
This is a messenger RNA of Peronospora matthiolae, 684 nucleotides long. The record is from the annotation of a GenBank genome assembly. NCBI's taxonomy places the organism in Eukaryota, Oomycota, Peronosporomycetes, Peronosporales, Peronosporaceae.